AUGGUAGCUCAAAACUCUCUACAUAAAGGAGAUACUUCUGAAACAGAAUUAAUCUCUGGGACGGAAUCAUUCUCCUCGGACCAAGGCCAUAAGGACACUAUAGAUCCAUCAUUAUCGUUGGAGAAUUUAUUCUCCGAAUUAAAUCAACAAACCAAAAAUGCAAACCAAGCGGUUGUAGAUGAAGACGACGAGUUUAAAAAAAUACAGAAGUCUAUCUCGAAACUACCAAAACUUGAAUCAAAUUUGGAAGAAAAUUUAAACAAGGAAAUAGCUACGAUAAAAAAGAUUAAUGAUAUAACCAGAAUAAACGAUCCAAUAAUACAUAAACCAAAGAAAGCAGGAAAGGAAGAGCAAUUAGACUCGGGAUCGAAGUGGUUUAAUAUGAAACAACCAGAGUUGACUGCUAGCGUAAAGAGGGAUUUGUCUAUCAUUAAACAAAGAAAUGCAUUGGAUCCAAAGAGACAUUAUAAAAAGGACAAAUGGGAAAUCCCAAAAUUCUUUCAAAUGGGUACUGUCGUUGAAGGUAACACUGAGUUUUAUUCUGCAAGGAUGAACAGACGUGAUAGAGGAAAUACUUUGGUGGAAGAAGUCUUAAAUGAUAAUGAUAGAAAGAAAUAUUUCAGGAGAAAGUAUACUGAAAUUCAAGAUAAGAAAACCAGUGGUGGUAAAAAUCAUUACAAGAAGGUUAAAAGUAUGAGAAAGAAAUAUUAA
This is a messenger RNA of Debaryomyces hansenii CBS767, 711 nucleotides long. RefSeq lists its product as uncharacterized. The record is from RefSeq and is a predicted model, not a curated record. Lineage: Eukaryota; Fungi; Ascomycota; Pichiomycetes; Serinales; Debaryomycetaceae. Gene Ontology annotation, biological process: RNA processing. The transcript has a single exon. Gene Ontology annotation, molecular function: RNA binding. Gene Ontology annotation, cellular component: nucleolus. The coding region runs from base 1 to 711 and encodes 236 amino acids.